CCGCCGCCGGACGCCCCGGCCCCCAUCGUGGUGGAUGACAAGCUGGAAGAGCUCAUCCGGCAAUUUGAAGCUGAAUUCGGGGAGAAUUUCAACCUGCAGCCCCCCGAGACACCCGCCCUGCUCCCACCUGGGGCUGCCGAGCUGCCGGGGGGGCUGCCACCAGCCCCACAACCUCCCUUCACUGCCCGGUCCCCGAAACAGAUCAAAAUCGAGUCUUCUGGUGCUAUCACCGUGGUGUCCACCACGUGCUUUUACUCUGAAGAAACCCAAAACCCGGAGGCGGACGCCGCCGAGGGGACGCCCACCAAGGACGAGGUGCCGCUGACGCCCACCCUGAGCGGCUUCUUGGAGUCGCCGCUGAAAUACCUGGACACGCCAACCAAAAGCCUCCUGGACACCCCGGCCAAGAGGGCACAAGCUGAGUUCCCCACCUGCGACUGUGUCGAGCAAAUCGUGGAGAAGGACGAGGGGCCCUACUACACCCACCUGGGCUCGGGACCCACCGUGGCCUCCAUCAGGGAGCUCAUGGAGGAGCGGUACGGCGAGAAGGGCAAGGCCAUCCGCAUCGAGAAGGUCAUCUACACAGGGAAGGAGGGGAAGAGCUCCCGGGGCUGCCCCAUCGCCAAGUGGGUGAUCCGAAGACACAACCAAGAGGAGAAGCUGCUGUGCCUGGUGAGGCACCGGGCUGGCCACCACUGCCAGAACGCUGUCAUCAUCAUCCUGAUCCUGGCCUGGGAGGGGAUCCCCCGCACGCUGGGUGACACCCUGUACCAGGAGCUCACUGACACCCUCACCAAGUUCGGCAACCCCACCAGCCGCCGCUGCGGCCUGAACGACGACCGGACCUGCGCCUGCCAAGGCAAAGACCCCAACACCUGUGGUGCUUCUUUCUCCUUCGGCUGCUCUUGGAGCAUGUACUUUAAUGGCUGCAAAUACGCCCGGAGCAAAACUCCCCGCAAGUUCAGGCUGGUGGGGGACAAUCCCAAAGAGGAAGAGUUGCUCCGGAAAAGCUUCCAGGACUUGGCCACCGAGGUUGCCCCACUUUACAAGAGGCUGGCACCACAAGCCUACCAGAACCAGGUUACCAACGAGGACGUGGCAAUCGACUGCCGGCUGGGCCUGAAGGAGGGGAGGCCGUUCUCGGGGGUGACAGCGUGCAUGGACUUCUGUGCUCAUGCUCACAAAGAUCAGCACAACCUCUACAAUGGCUGCACCGUGGUCUGCACGCUGACCAAGGAAGACAAUCGCGUGGUGGGGAAGAUCCCCGAAGAUGAGCAACUCCACGUCCUCCCCCUCUACAAGAUGUCCAGCACGGAUGAGUUUGGCAGUGAGGAGAACCAAAACGCCAAGGUGGGCAGUGGGGCCAUCCAGGUGCUCACGUCCUUCCCCCGCGAGGUCCGCAAGCUGCCCGAGCCCGCCAAGUCCUGCCGGCAGCGGCAGCUGGAGGCCAGGAAAGCUGCUGCAGAGAAGAAGAAGCUGCAGAAGGAGAAGCUGAUGACACCAGAGAAGAUCAAGCAGGAAGCACUCGAGCUGCCUACGCUCCAGCAGAACACAGGUCUGGCGUUGAAAAGCGGGUUGCCCCCGCAGCCGCUGAAACCCUCCAUCAAGGUGGAAUCCCAGAGCCAUUACAACGCCUUCAAGUACAAUGGCAACGCGGUGGUGGAGAGCUACUCGGUGCUGGGCAGCUGCCGGCCCUCCGACCCCUACAGCAUGAACAGUGUUUAUUCUUACCAUUCCUACUAUGCACAGCCCAAUCUGCCUUCCGUGAACGGGUUUCACUCCAAGUUCGCGCUUCCCUCCUUCGGCUACUACGGCUUUUCCAGCAACCACGUGUUCCCCUCUCAGUUUCUCAAUUACGGGGCGCCCGAGAGGAGCGGGAGCAGCUGGGUGAGCAACGGCUAUGAGAAGAACCCCGACGUCCCGGCCUUGCAGGAGAACCUCAACCACUCCUACGGGAACACUGAUUUCCCUGAGCCCAUCCCGCACAGCGUCCGGAGCAAAAACCAUCACCAGCGCACCUACGAGCGGGCCAACCGCUACGCCAGCCAGCAGAAAGUGGCGGGCGGGGGGGGCCAGAGCGGUGCCCGCCGCGAGCUCCACGCCACCACCCCGCUGAAGAAACCCAACCGCUGCCACCCCACACGCAUCUCCCUGGUCUUCUACCAACACAAGAACUUGAACCAGCCCAACCACGGCCUGGCGCUGUGGGAGGCCAAGAUGAAGCAGCUGGCAGAGCGGGCUCGAGCCCGGCAGGAGGAGGCGGCACGUUUGGGCCUCCCACCGGACGCCAAAGCCUUCGCCAAGAAGCGCAAGUGGGGCGGCGCGUUGGCCACCGAAGCACCCAGCAAGGAGAAGAGGGACUCGGUCCCCACGCGGCAGGCGGUGGCCAUCCCCACCAACUCGGCCAUCACUGUGUCCUCCUACGCCUACACCAAGGUGACGGGUCCCUACAGCCGCUGGAUCUGA
This is a messenger RNA of Chaetura pelagica (chimney swift), 2466 nucleotides long. RefSeq names its product tet methylcytosine dioxygenase 3 (gene TET3). Gene Ontology annotation, biological process: oxidative demethylation; positive regulation of transcription by RNA polymerase II. Gene Ontology annotation, molecular function: DNA 5-methylcytosine dioxygenase activity. Gene Ontology annotation, cellular component: nucleus. The record is from RefSeq and is a predicted model, not a curated record. NCBI's taxonomy places the organism in Eukaryota, Metazoa, Chordata, Aves, Apodiformes, Apodidae. The annotation marks the transcript as partial. The transcript has 11 exons.